Molecule: messenger RNA, 1047 nt
Organism: Akanthomyces muscarius
Lineage: Eukaryota; Fungi; Ascomycota; Sordariomycetes; Hypocreales; Cordycipitaceae
Exons: 5
Coding region: 1-1047 (348 amino acids)
Molecular function (GO): methyltransferase activity
Source: RefSeq, a predicted model, not a curated record
AUGGCCUCCCUGGACCUUGGGUCAACAAAGGACCGGACGCCAGCCAAAACCCCAGAGCCCGAUAAGGCGAGCGCAGACCCCCCUGCGCCGCUGUCGGAUCCGCCGUCGUUGCCUUGGUUGUCUGAAGAGCCGCCUGUUGAACCGGCUGGCAGCGAAGAAAUCAGCGAUGAUGAGUUUGUGGCCAACAGCGUCGAUUCGGAUCUAGUCAGCGUGAGCUCCAGCGUGUACGCGCACACGUAUGAACGAGGUCGGCGCUACCAAUCAUUUAAGAACAGCAGGUAUCCAAUACCGAACGACGACAUAGAGCAGGCGCGAGAAGACAUGAAGCAUGUCAUGCUCAUGGAACUGACGGGAGGAAAGUUGCUUUUUGCGCCAAUUGGGGAGCACCCACAAAAGAUUGUUGACAUUGGAACUGGUACAGGGAUAUGGGCGAUUGAAACUGGCGACGCUUAUCCCAGCGCUUCAAUUCUGGGCAUCGAUCUGACACCGAUCCAGCCGCUUUGGGUUCCACCAAAUGUUGAAUUUAUUGUAGAUGACUGCGAACAGGACUGGCUGCUGGAUAAUGUCGACCUCGCACAUUUUCGGUUCAUGGCCAUGAUCCUGAAAGAUGUCCCACUUGUCAUGCAGCAUGCGUAUGAGAGUCUUCGUCCUGGGGGCUGGAUUGAAUUUCAGGAGCUGCUCGGUCGCCCGUACUGCGAUGACGAUACCAUGAAAUCUGAUGACCCUUUCAAAGUGCUUUAUGAGAUCGCCGGGGAAGCCUACCAAAAACUGGGACUUAGCACUUCACUACCAGCAGAGCUGGAGCCAGUGCUCCUCUCCGCUGGCUUCGAAAACAUACAUUGCAAAGUUGUCAAGGUCCCCAUUGGAACAUGGGCCAAGGACAAGACCCUGCGACUUGUGGGCUUAUACCAGAAAACAGCCGUCACAGACUUCAUUUCAACGCUCGCGGGGAGACCUUUCAAGGCCCUUGGGCUCUCGGAAGAAGAGGCGCAAGUUCGACUUGCGCUCGCGCGACAAGCUCUGGACACUACAGAUAACGUCGACUAG